AUGGGGUCGGGAUCCAGCAAAGAGGUCUUCUCCGAGGGAGCGUGGAUUUUGGUCCUCGGCCUGCUGGUGGCGGCGGCUGCGGGCCAGGAUCCCAGAACGAGGAACCAGAAACCGGUGAAACCGAUUCUCGAUCUACGUCCGGCGAGGCUGCCGAGGCAGUUGGAGCCCCCGCAGGCUUUCGGGGUUCCUAUCUCCCAACCCUCGGCGAAGGCGGCGCCGGCCGCCCGUGCCGCCCCCGAGAAGUUGCAGCAGAAGAGGCAGCUGAGCGACAUCGGGAGCCUCGACUUCGGGAGUCCGCUCGGCCUACCGAUCCUAGGCUCGUCAUCGCUGAAGUCGAACGCAGUGCCCGGCUCGAUCGAUGUGAAGCCCAUCAUCGACCUUAAGCUUCACGUUAAGGCGCUCGAAGAGCCAUCAGCCACUUCCCAUGUGAGUUUCCUGACCGGAGGCCAGCUGCAGAGGAGGAACCACCACUUCGACAGCCACCACGAGGCUUCCCAUAAGCACCACCAUCAUGGACACCACCAUGGUCAUCAUCAUGGGCAUCACCACGGGCAUGACCACCACCACGGCCACAGCCACGAACACCACGCCCACCAUCAUCAUGAUAACCACCACAAACACCAUGCCGAGCACAAGCACGACCACCACCAUGACCAAAAGCACCACCACGACCACCACCAGGACCACAAGCACCACCAUGGACACAAGCACGAACAUGGGCACGAGCACAAGCACGGCCACGAGCACCACCAGGAGCACAAGCACCAUGCCGACCACAAGCACCACCAUGGCCAUGAGCACAAACACGGACAUGACCACAAACACGACCACAAACACGGGCACGAGCACAAGCACCACCAGGAUCACAAGCACCACCAUGGGCACGACCACCACUCCCACCACGAGCAUCACGAGGAGCACAAGCACCACGGGGAGCACCACCAUCACCACAAACACCACCACAAAAACGAACAUCACCACCACCAUGAACAUCAUCACGUGAACGAGCACCACCAUCACCACAGCCACAAGGAGACCGAGACCCACCACCACCAUCACGGACACGACCACAAGAACGACCACAAGCACGAGCACAAGGAGGAGCACGGUCACCAUCACGGACACGACCACCAUCAUGGUCACCAUGAGGAGCACAAGCACCACCAUCACGAGGAUCACAAGCAUGAUCAUCACGAGGAGCACAAGCAUGGUCACCACGAGGAGCACCAUCACGACCACCACAGUGACCACAAGCACGACCAUGGCCACGAGCACAAGGAGCACCAUGACGAGAAGCACCAUCACCACCAUCACGAGGAGCACAAGCACGGCCAUCACGAGGACCACGGUCACAAGCACGACCAUGAGCACAAGCACGGCCACAAGGAGGAGCACCACCACGGCCAUCACGAGGACCACCAUCACCACCAUCACGAGGAGCACAAGCACCAGCAUCACGGUGACCACAAGCACGGCCACGAGCACAAGGGCGAACACAAGCACCACCACGACCACAAGGAGCAUCACGAUCACCACGAGGACCACAAGCAUCACGAGGAACACAAGCACCACGAGGACCAUCACCAUAAACAUGGCCACCACCAUCACGAGGAUCACAAGCAUCACUCCGACCACCACCACAAACACGGCCAUGAGCACCACAGCAAGCACCACGAAGGCCACCAUCACCACGUCUUCGACAAGCACGACCACCACCACGACGCCCACCACAGCCACCAUGCCCACCAUGGGCACAAGUUCGCGUUCGGGGCGUCACACCAGCACGGCGAGUACGCCUUCCCGGAGGGAUCCGCGACGGCCCCUAAGAAGAUCACCGCCACCCUGGCGUCCAUUUCUGACGUCGUCAAGGGCUCCAAGGAGCCGGCCACGGCGGAAAACAAGCACGGUGCCUUCACCAUCCAGAUAUAA
This is a messenger RNA of Orussus abietinus, 1929 nucleotides long. RefSeq names its product sarcoplasmic reticulum histidine-rich calcium-binding protein-like. The transcript is spliced from 3 exons. The record is from RefSeq and is a predicted model, not a curated record. Lineage: Eukaryota; Metazoa; Arthropoda; Insecta; Hymenoptera; Orussidae. The coding region runs from base 1 to 1929 and encodes 642 amino acids.